AUGCCGGGCAUGAUGCCACUCGCAAGCAUGCUCCCCAGCGAUAUACAUAGCACGUCAAAGUAUGUCUCAUCGGCGGGGGUGUCGAGUAUCGAAGAUAUCCUUAUUCUCGAACAGCCACUCCUGCGGCUCCCGGUCGACGAAUUGCGGACCCAGCUCAAGACGCAGCAGCGCCUCUCGGAGAAAGACUUUAUGUUCUGCAGCAACAUUGUCGAGUCCAAGCGAAAGAAUCCCGGCGAAAGCGAUGCCAGCCAAGUGUCAGCAACGAUAGAUUCCGUCCUCCAACGGCUGCAACAGCUCCGCGAUAAGAUGGUCGACCUCGGCACACAGGCGGGAACGCUGCUCGAAUAUACCCAGACCAGGACAGAAUACUUGAAGCUGCUGCAGUCGCUCGAGCCCGGGUCACAGGCCUUCCAUGACUGGUGCGCGAUUCGGCUGGAUCGCAUGGUUGUGGACUACAUGCUACGGCGUGGCGCAUUCAAAAGCGCCGAGCAGCUCGCCACACAGCAGCACAUUGCUUCCCUGGUCGACUUGCCCGUCUUUGAGCAGAUUCGGAAAAUCGAGCAGUCGCUCGUACCGGACGAAGACUCGGGCGUGCAGCCGUCGUGCAGCACGGCCCUGGCGUGGUGCUCGGAGAACAAGGUCACGCUGCGCAAAGCCAAGUCUUCGCUCGAGAUCGACCUGCGUCUCCAAGAAUUCAUUGAGCAAGUCCGUGAUCGCUCGCCUGCCUCUUUACAGAGUGCAGUACAGUAUGCACGCAAGUACCUCCUUCCCUGGAUGCACGCCGGGGACCCUGCGCAGGACCCCAGCGCCGUGUCAUGGACCAGCAAGUCUCCCAAAACCGGCCAUGCGCUGCACCUGAGCAAGGCAGAGAUGCCGCACUUGCAGCAGCAAGCGCAGCGCGCGAUGGGUCUGCUGGCGUCGGGGCCCGACUCGUGGUGUUACGCUGACCUCUAUGACCCUCUGCGCUGGAAAAUGCUGCGCGAUGCGUUCCGAACGAUCGCGUUGCGCGUCUACGACCUGCCUUCGACUCCACUGAUCCACAUCGCGCUGAGUGCGGGCCUUUCCAGUUUCAAGUCGCAUUCAUGCUAUCCAAAAAAGUUGCGAGAUCACACCGCUUCUGCGCAGGAUGACUAUGGUUCGCAAGCCUCUUCCCUCUUCUUGAGCGAAGCAGACGUGAGCAGCCCUUCGCUCACUGCGGUCGACGAUCGCAAUCCGGACUGCCCCAUUUGUCAUACAGCGGGCCUAGGUACACUGGCGCGCGAAGUGCCCUACAGUCAUCAUGGCAACUCGCGCCUGAUUUGCCGCAUUACUGGAAAAGUAAUGGACGACAAGAAUCCCCCCAUGUGUCUACCCAACGGCCGCGUCUACUCUGAAGAGGUGCGUACGACUGACUAA
Malassezia japonica is the source of this 1395-nucleotide messenger RNA. It is a transcript of the gene FYV10, whose product is annotated as GID complex subunit containing RING finger motif. The coding region runs from base 1 to 1395 and encodes 464 amino acids. The transcript has a single exon. Gene Ontology annotation, biological process: proteasome-mediated ubiquitin-dependent protein catabolic process. NCBI's taxonomy places the organism in Eukaryota, Fungi, Basidiomycota, Malasseziomycetes, Malasseziales, Malasseziaceae. Gene Ontology annotation, cellular component: GID complex; nucleus; cytoplasm. Gene Ontology annotation, molecular function: ubiquitin protein ligase activity. The record is from RefSeq and is a predicted model, not a curated record.